Sabethes cyaneus is the source of this 2293-nucleotide messenger RNA. Its product is annotated as proton-coupled amino acid transporter-like protein CG1139. Gene Ontology annotation, molecular function: amino acid transmembrane transporter activity. The coding region runs from base 307 to 1668 and encodes 453 amino acids. The transcript has 9 exons. Gene Ontology annotation, cellular component: vacuolar membrane. NCBI's taxonomy places the organism in Eukaryota, Metazoa, Arthropoda, Insecta, Diptera, Culicidae. The record is from RefSeq and is a predicted model, not a curated record. Gene Ontology annotation, biological process: amino acid transmembrane transport.
CUAUUCCUGAUUGUUAGAUAGUUUGUGUUUUUCCGAUUAUCUUUGUUUUGUGGUUAGAUGUUCAUGACAACUAUGCAGAUGUUACUUAAUAAGUUUCGCUGUUAGCAGCUAGACAGGAUCAGUAUCAUUUGGACUGUUGAACAUCCUAUGUUUAGUUUUUCGUGAGUUUCGGACUGAAGCACUCUGUGCAAGGGCAACCAGAGGGAUUGCAACGUUUUCUAGCUAGUGCGUUAUGUAAUUUUGUGCAUUCUGCCCUUCGGAUCAUAUAUUUUCAGAAAGUGUGCAAUUCUUCAAACGACCGUCGAGAUGAGUAGUCCUAAAAGGGAUACCAACGUGGACAUGCAGUUGCUUGGGAAACCAUCGUCUCCAUCGCGGAACGGAGACAUGAUAGUAGAUGAGAACUAUGAUCCACAUUUGCACCGGAAUCGACCACACCCAACAACCAACUUUGAAACGUUGGUGCAUCUACUGAAGGGUUCCCUAGGUACCGGUAUCCUGGCGAUGCCCCAGGCAUUUUACAAUUCCGGCUACCUGUCCGGAGUGAUUAACACCGUACUGAUUGGCAUCCUGUGUACUUACUGUUUGCACGUGCUUGUCCAGGCUCAGUAUGCCCUGUGUAAACGACACCGGGUUCCCAUUUUAACCUAUCCGAUUUCGAUGAAAAUGGCUCUGGAAGAGGGACCCCAGUGUCUACGGCCGUUUUCACGAUAUGCUAUCGUGAUCGUGGAUGGUUUCAUGAUAGUAUACCAGUUGGGAAUCUGCUGUGUGUACAUUGUUUUCGUAGCUACAAAUAUCAAACAGCUCGUUGAUGUUUAUUUAACGUUGGAUGUGAAAAUUCACUGUCUGAUACUAUUGGUUCCGCUCAUAGGCAUCAACAUGAUUCGUAACCUCAAAAUUCUGGCCCCUUUCUCUACAUUGGCGAAUUUAAUCACCUUUGUCGGCAUUGGCAUGAUACUGUAUUACAUUUUGGACGAUCUGCCACCACUUUCGGAGCGCGAAGCGAUUGCCGACAUCGGAAAGUUCCCGCUGUUUUUCGGUACAACGCUUUUCGCACUGGAGGCAGUUGGAGUGAUCAUUGCUUUGGAAAACAACAUGGCAACCCCAAAGUCUUUCGGUGGACCCUGCGGAGUCCUGAACGUCGGUAUGAUUGUUAUUGUGGCCUUGUACGCUGGAAUGGGAUUCCUCGGUUACGUGAAGUACGGUGCAGAAGCGCUAGGAAGUAUAACACUCAAUCUACCUGAGAAUGAGAUAUUAUCGCAGAGUAUCCGAGUUUUGUUUGCUAUUGCCAUAUUCAUUUCAUAUGGCCUGCAGUGCUAUGUACCGGUAGAUAUCAUCUGGAAUGUUUAUCUUAUCGACAGAUACAAGGACUCAAACAAAAAACUCGUAUAUGAAAUGCUCGUGCGUAUUGUGGUUGUGAUUAUUACCUUUCUGUUGGCGGUGGCAAUCCCACGACUUGGUCUAUUCAUCUCACUUUUCGGAGCUCUAUGUCUCUCGGCAUUGGGAAUCGCAUUUCCAGCGAUUAUGGAAAUCUGCGUGCUUUGGCCCGACAAGCUUGGCCCGGGAAAGAUAACCCUCUGGAAGGAUGUCAUUUUGAUAUUAUUCGGUAUAAUCGGACUUGUCGCUGGAACAUACACGAGCGUUAGAGAUAUUAUUUACAGCUUUCAGUAGUUUUAUUUUCUUGCCCGAACCAAAGCAAUUUCUACUCAGUACAGAAGCGAGCUUAGGCGUAGCAUGUUAGCGAUAUGUAUAUAGGAACUCACAACUAUACUUCAAAACGAUGAAAAUCAACAGGCUGUAGGUGUUUUUGCUACGAACAAGUAAACAUAUAUAGGACUAAUAUAGAAUUAAUCGCAUAUUAUCAACGAAGUGAAAAAUAUGGCUGCAGUGUACGUUACUACAAAUUGUGCUUAAAUGCAGAAUUCAAGCGCAGCUUCGGAAUGUAACAAAAAGUACUGUAGAUACACAUUUGCCGGUCAACAUAUCAUUUGCAGCGAUUGGAACUUGAACCGUGCCUGUGUACCAUAUUAUAAGUAAAAAAUGUGCUUCUUGCCAGUCGAUUCAGCCUGUCUAAACAACUAAGGUUUAUUUUCGUAAAUUUGACACAUACCUGUAUUAAGCUUUUGUGAUCGUAUAAAUGUAAUAGGAGCAUAGUAAUAGUGUUAGUUUCAAACGGUGUCCCAGAGAUAAUUUAAUACCAAGCGGUAGGAACGUCAUGCCUGUGACUGCUAGCACGCUGUAUUUUUGGACAUCAGCUAAACAACCAAAAAACUUGCCAAAUUUUAGUUGUGCAAUU